Anolis carolinensis (green anole) is the source of this 2422-nucleotide messenger RNA. Its product is annotated as density-regulated protein-like. The record is from RefSeq and is a predicted model, not a curated record. Bases 1 to 597 code for a protein of 198 amino acids. Lineage: Eukaryota; Metazoa; Chordata; Lepidosauria; Squamata; Anolidae. Gene Ontology annotation, molecular function: translation initiation factor activity; mRNA binding. Gene Ontology annotation, biological process: translation reinitiation; formation of translation preinitiation complex. The transcript is spliced from 7 exons.
AUGUAUUUUAAAGAAGAAGGCGGGGCUUUCUGGUUGUUAGCCAACAGAAACAAGCCCCACCCUCCUCAGUGUGACAUCGAGUGCCGCAACACAGUGUUUUUCCUUUUUAAAGGGAGCGAAGAAAAAGAAAGGGAUACCGCAAAGACCUGUCUAUGGAGAAACCAUGAAGCCCCCUUUGCUACCAGCCAGCAGGAACAGGACUCUCUCAAAGAAACAUCUCCUAAACAAGCAUCUGGAGUUGGAGAAGGUCAAGGAACAACUGGUGAAGAGGAAGAAAAGAAAAAGCAAAAGAGAGGUGGAAGAGGUCAGAUAAAACAGAAGAAAAAAUCUGUUCCUCAAAAAGUUACAAUAGCAAAAAUUCCUAGAGCAAAAAAGAAAUAUGUUACAAGAGUGUGUGGUCUCGCAACUUUUGAAAUAGACCUUAAGGAAGCACAAAGAUUCUUUGCUCAGAAGUUCUCUUGUGGUGCCUCAGUCACGGGAGAAGAUGAAAUAAUCAUUCAAGGGGACUUUACAGAUGACAUCAUUGAUGUAAUCCUGGAAAAAUGGCCUGAGGUUGAUGAUGAGAACAUUGACGAUUUGGGAGAAGUCAAGAAGUGAAAAUGUGUUUUUAAAAAACAAAACCUGCCUUCUGACCAGCAACAAGUUUUAGUUGAUGUGGCCAACAUAAAGUUUCUUCUUGCUUGAUAGCAGAAUUAUUAAAAGGCACCUUAUUGUUGGCAUUUCACUGUUCUGUAUUGGUCACUUAUAUUAUUGUGUUUUUGCCAAAUUUAAAACCUAAGGAAGUAAGACCAUCAUGCUUCCACAGAGACUUGAUUGAAUAAAAAGUAAUUGUUCCUUAUUCAAAUGGUUUUUAAACAUUUUUCCUAACAGAGUUUAAUUUUUCAGCAAGCUUUGAGAUUAUGUUUUCAAAAGAAGAUAGAUAUCAUGAAAAAUAGAUGCUUUGUAUGAAUUUACAGGAGUGGCCGCGGUGGCACAAUGGGUUAAACCUUUAUGCUGGCUGAGCAGCUGACCUGAAGGUCAGUGGUUUGAAUUUGCAAGAUGGGGUGAGCUCCUGCCUGUCAACCCCAGCUUUCCAUGCAGGGACAUGAGAGAAGCCUCCCAGCAGGAUGAUAAUACAUCUGGGUGUCCUCUGAGCAACAUCUUUGUAGAUGGCUGAUUCUCUCACACCAGAAGCAACUUGUCUCAAUUCGCUUCUGAUGCAAUAUAUUUUUUUUACAGGAAAUCAAAUAAGAGUUCCUCACAAAUGUCUGGGGUGUUACAGAUAACUCAUUUGUUGCUAUGCACUUGAAUAGACUAACAUAAAUGUCCUUCUGGAAAUCAAAAGGUGCUGAGCUUCUUUGUCUACAAGAUUACCGUGAACAUUCUGUAUCCCCAGAGCUCCAGAGAAAAUAUGUUAGGAUACACCAACUGCCUCAGUAGAUGUGUGUUGCUCUAUAUUGUAGAGCAGGGGUCCCCAAACUAAGGCCUGGGGGCCGGAUGCGGCCCUCCAAGGCCAUUGACCUGGCCCCCACCCUCAGUUUUAGACUUAGGCUCGCCCAAAGUCUGAAAUGACUUGAAGGCACAACAACAACAAUCCUACUUGAUUAUCUCAUUGGCCAGAAGCAGGCCCACACUUCCCACUGAAAUCCUGAUAAGUUUACAGUAUGUUGGUUAAAAUUAUUUUUAUUUUUAAAUAUUGUAUUGUUCUUUCAUUUACUAAUAUUGUAAAUGAAAUAUUGUAAAUGAAUGAUGUGGUAAUCAUAUAAUAUAUUGUGUAUACAUAUAAUAUUGAUAAUAAUAUUAUAAUGUAAUACAAUAUUUUAUUUAUUUAUUUAUUUAUUACAGUAUUACUACCCCACCCUUCUCACCCAAUAGGGGACUCAGGGCAGCUAAUAAUAAUAAUACAAUAUAAUAAUAUUGUAUAAUAUAAUAUUAAUUAUAUAUUAUAUAUUAAAUGUAAUAUUACUAAUAAUAUUACGGUAUAAUGGUAUAGUUCAAUAUAGUAAUAUAUAAUGCUAAUAUUGUGCUAUGCUAAUAAUAUAAUAUAUUGUAUGUACAUACAACUUGUAAGCUGCUCUGAGUCCCCUUUGGGGUGAGAGAGGGUGGGGUAUAAAUGUAGCAAAUAAAUAAAUAAAUAAAUAAUUUUGCUGGGUUUUUUGUUUGUUUGUUUUGCCCUGAAAACAUGGCUAUGUGCCCAGGCUUUCAAAGAUUAAGUGAUAAAGACGACCCAGACUAAUUUACAGCUACAGCAUGAGGAUUUUGGAUGAACAGAUUUUUAACCAUAUGUUUUAUAUUUUUAUAUUAUUUUUAAUUAUUUUAAUUACAUGCAGGCAUCGAAUUGUUGCCAAUUGUGUACGCCACCCUGAGUCCCUUCAUGUGAGAAGGGUGGGAUAUAAAUGUUGGAAAUAAUAAAUAAACAAAUAAAUAAGACAUGUGCAGUGAG